Messenger RNA from Psilocybe cubensis, 945 nucleotides. Its product is annotated as Ribosomal RNA-processing protein 7-like protein A. The transcript has 2 exons. NCBI's taxonomy places the organism in Eukaryota, Fungi, Basidiomycota, Agaricomycetes, Agaricales, Agrocybaceae. The record is from RefSeq and is a predicted model, not a curated record. Gene Ontology annotation, cellular component: CURI complex; UTP-C complex. Gene Ontology annotation, molecular function: nucleic acid binding. Bases 1 to 945 code for a protein of 314 amino acids. Gene Ontology annotation, biological process: rRNA processing; ribosomal small subunit assembly.
AUGGCAAUUCCUUCGAAUAUCAGUGGAUUCAGUGUAAUUCCUGUACUCUAUAACUCCUCUACAACACAUUACCUAUAUGCCCGGUCCCAUACAUCAAAAGGACUUUCGAACAAAGUAUUACCUGAAGGACGAACUCUUUUCCUAGUCAACCUUCCACCGGACGCGACAGAGCGAGAAUUGGUAUUAUUCUUCAAGCAUAGCGGGACAGUGGAGAAGGUCGUCUUUGAUUUUGAUGUGAAGGAGCUCCAAAACGAGGCCAGUGAUAGUGAAUCGGAUGACGAUGAAGAGAUGGAGGGCAUAGACGCCGCUGGAUCAGACGAACAACCCAAAAAAAAGAAGAAAUCCCAGAAAGACAAAGCGGAGGUACCAACGGUAAUACCGCUACCAACAAGACCUUUACGCAAGUUUCGAAAAACUGGUUCUUCUGCCUAUGUCAUUUUCCUGGAUACAUCUUCUUUGGACCGCGCUCUUGCUUCUACCAGUAAACCCAGGACAUGGCCCACAUCCGACGAUGAACCUUCAGGUCUUGGGCACUACCGUGCGAUGUAUGAAGCAGCACGCCCCCCACUAGAUGCCGUUCGUGCAUACGCCGACACUUUCGUCGAGGUCUACGAAUACGAGUUAGCCAAGAGCCGACAAAAAUCAAAAUACCGGAAGGGUGAAGCAAUUGUUGACGAAGAUGGGUUCACUCUGGUUACAAGAGGUGGAGCAUACGGCAAGACGCUUGGAGGCGGAGUGGGUGUAGCAAGCAAAGCAUUCCAACGUUCUGGAGAAUCGGCCAGAAAUAGACAUCACAAGAAGGAAAAGAAGGAGAAGGAAGGUUUCUAUGCUUUCCAGAAGGCUGAAAAGCAGCGCUCAGGCUUGAUAGAACUGAAGAGGAAAUGGGAAGAAGACAAAGCGAAGGUGGAAAAACUGAAGGCGUCCAGACGGUUCAAACCCUACUGA